Hymenoscyphus albidus is the source of this 246-nucleotide messenger RNA. NCBI's taxonomy places the organism in Eukaryota, Fungi, Ascomycota, Leotiomycetes, Helotiales, Helotiaceae. The record is from the annotation of a GenBank genome assembly.
AUGCUCCGCCGCAAACCCACAGCAAUAACCCUCACAACAGAAGACGUCGCAAUCUACGAAGACACCCGCGCCCGCGAAGCCCAACUCCUAGAACAAGCCGCCUACCAACAGCAGAAAGCCCACCAUCAACAGGGAAACAACACGCUGCAGAACAAGAACCCGAAUCUGGCCGAGGAGCGAGUUUUACGGGGUGUGAAGACGAGGGAGGAGAGGUUGGGGAUUGCGGGGAAUGGGGGGAGGAGUUGA